CUCGACCUUGGUGCUCAAAUACACUCCCUGCGAUUUAUCCAUUUGUUCAGUCUCACUACUGGGAUGUGGGAUUUUUACGAUAUUGGAAACUUGCCCAAAUUCCGAAUUUCAUAAUAUCUAUCCCACUUUACUUUCUUUCUUUUUCUGGCAUCUCAACAUAUUACAGAUCCUCAAAACCCAAUACUUCUCGACCUUUCCUAAGAUCUCGAUUGAUGAUUUACAUUCAUUUACAAUUAAUCUUGACGAUGAUCUUAUUCUUCAAUUCACAUGUUCAAAUCAUCUUACGUCAAGCUGCUAGUAUCCCUGGGAUUUGGUGGGCUCUUGCUGAUCAAGUGGGAUCGGGUUGGGGUUUAUGGCCUGGUGAAAAGACUGGAAAAUGGUGGUGGAUUUGGUGUGGUCUUUGGGGCCCGAUUAGUGUGUUACUCUGGAUAGGGUUCUAUCCUCCCGCUUGAUAAAUUCAGAACUUGUCAACCAAAAAUUUCAAUAUUCUCCCCUUUUGAGGCACAUGAUAAACUAAGAUAUAUGGUUUUGGAUCUUGACUUGAAUCUGCAGGUCCAGAAAUUUGUGAAGACUGCUUCAAUUUUUCAUGAUGUGAAUUUCUUUAGACUUUCUCAAAAGUAAAGCCCAUUGGUCUUUGUAAAUAUAUAAAACAAUUUGGGAAAGAUUACAAGGUUUUUUGUUGCCUGCAAUCUUGCAUUCUUUUUAGUGUGGUAGAUAUAGAAGAGUGACUCAAUCAUAUGAAAUAAGAACAUUGUGGGAUUGGUCAG
Molecule: messenger RNA, 767 nt
Organism: Melampsora larici-populina 98AG31
Lineage: Eukaryota; Fungi; Basidiomycota; Pucciniomycetes; Pucciniales; Melampsoraceae
Exons: 4
Source: RefSeq, a predicted model, not a curated record